Penicillium robsamsonii is the source of this 468-nucleotide messenger RNA. RefSeq lists its product as uncharacterized. The record is from RefSeq and is a predicted model, not a curated record. Lineage: Eukaryota; Fungi; Ascomycota; Eurotiomycetes; Eurotiales; Aspergillaceae. The coding region runs from base 1 to 468 and encodes 155 amino acids. The transcript has a single exon.
AUGCCCGCUACUCGACUACCUGUUAACCUCGCUGGUCCCCCUUUGACCGAUCGUGAGGCCAUCGCUGAUGCCUGCUACCGCACCACGGCCUCUAUUGACCACGCCGACGAAGAGCUCUUCUGGUCAGCCGUGACUGACGACAUAUAUGCCGAAGUUGCUGGUACAACUGUUACCAACGCACAAGAUUUGAAGACCAAAGUUUGGGACAAUAUCAUCAAGGUCGACACUAUCCACUACCUCAGCAACAUGCGCAUCAGCAUUGACACACCAACAACGGCUCGAGUGACUUUCACGUCUCUUGCCCAGCACUGUCGGCGCGGAAAAGGGUUUGAGCCAGGCCCUAACAAGUUCACCACUGGUGCCAUCUUCAACUGCGACGCCGUCAAAGUGGGUGAUCUCUGGAGGUUCAAGACAUGGAAGGCGAACCAUGUCUGGGGUGAUGGUGACCCAUCUGUCAUGGCGGUUUAG